Metarhizium brunneum ARSEF 3297 is the source of this 2400-nucleotide messenger RNA. The record is from RefSeq and is a predicted model, not a curated record. NCBI's taxonomy places the organism in Eukaryota, Fungi, Ascomycota, Sordariomycetes, Hypocreales, Clavicipitaceae.
AUGCCCGGCGCCAGCGUCGCAGUCCUCCCGCCACAAGCGGCCUCGACACCUUCCUCGCGGAAGGCAUCUCUCGCGCCAGAACGCAAAUACAAGUGCCAGUUCUGUAACAGAGCCUUCAGUAGAAAUACCAAAGAGAGACCUUUCAAAUGCAUGAAAUGUAGAAGUACGUUUGUCAGACGCGAUCUACUUCUCAGGCAUGAUCGAACUGUGCACGCAAAGGAUGGAGGUGUCCCUCUACACAGCGAUGGCAAACGCCGUGCAGGCGGCCCCAAGACGCGCGCAAUUGGCGGUCCAUCCAAGACCCAGUUGGCUCUGGACACGUCAACCUUGGAGCAGAUGGAAGUGGGCAAUGAUAGCCUUUUUGACGUAGAAGCUGCUGCCAUGCUUGUAGCCGAUUUGCAUCACAAGGCUACUGCUGCUAUGCGUGGUGACGAUAGCACCUACGAAGACAAUGCUUCCUUGGCAUACUCACCUCAUGGAUCAACUAUCAUGGAAUCUACCGUCACAUAUCCCUCAGGUGCUAUUGCAUUGCCUCAGAUGCAGUGGGAUGGCUUCAUCCCCCCGACUGUCAACGAACCCAAGACUCAUUCAAUAUCGUCUAGCGCGUCUGGGUCCUUCGAAUCGCAACAAUCCUUCACCUCGAACGCUACCAUUCAACCUCGCGCAAACCAGCUUCCUCCUAUGGCUGGACAACAUGGUAGCGGCCUUGUGCCCUCCCUGCAGUCCAUUAUUCAGGCUCUCCCUGACGCUAUUGCCGGAACGCCUACUCCACAAAGCCCUUCCCUCGUUGAUCCUGCUCAUGCUGGCUUUCACCCUCCACAGGUGGCAGGGGACGAACAACGAAACGUCAUUUUGGAUAACAUUCGCAGCUAUGAUCGUGAGCACGCGAUUCCUGAAGGGUUUCGCCUGCCUGGAUUGGGGUCCUUGAACCGCUAUCUGUCAACUUACUUUGGUUUAUUCCAUCACCAUCUGCCUUUCCUCCAUCCAGCAUCUUUCAAUCCUUCGCAGGUGUCACCCCCGUUGCUUCUGGCUGUCCUCAGCAUCGGCGCACUUUACGCUUUCGACCAGGACCAGGCGUACAUGCUCCACAUUGGCUCCAAAGUGCUCGUCAACCAAUUUCUCCAAAACAAGGAGAAUUUCAGUUCGCGGAAAUGCCCUCUCUGGACCAUGCAGAGCUCGCUUCUCAACAUGAUCUUUGCUAGCUGGAGUGGGGACCCCAAAGGCUUGGAGUGGGCUUGCUCAAUCAAGAGUUUGCUGGCCAACAUGGUUGCCGGCAAUAGAUACGAGCUGAAACUUCGCCAGGAAGCACGGGACUCCGCCAAGCCAAGCCGGGCAGAAUGGAUUGAGGAUGAGGGUUGCCGUCGCACUUACUAUGCCGUCUACAUUUUUUUCGGCCUGCUAACCUUGACAUACAACCAUACCCCGGCAAUCAGCUUUAAUGAAUUCGAGGAUCUUCAACUACCAUCUACGGAAGCUAUGUGGAAUAUGCAAGGCACUGAGGACGGUGCGUGGUCAGAGCUCGUUAACAACGCCACUGCAGUUACAUUUAUGGAGGCCCAUGACAACCUCUUUCAAGGCGAAACUCUCCGAUACAGCGCCUUUGCAACUCGCGUGAUGAUCAAUGCUUUGUUCCUAGAAGUUUGGUAUCACAAGCGCAGCCCUGAGGCUCUUCAGGAUGUUGUAACGGAAUACAAACUCCGCCUCGCCCUCGAAACCUGGGAGAAAUCGUUGGAUAUGUGCGAACCAGAGACGGUUGCUGUCCCGCUGAGUGCACCACACAAAGGCCAUCCCCUAAUCUUCAAUGCCAAGGCAAUGUAUCGCAAUGCUCGUGCGCGAUUGGAGGUCGACUUGAAGAGUGUACAAGAGGCUCUCCGUUAUCAUGAUCCAUAUGAAGUGGCUGCUGCAAUGUCUCACGCCCGCGAUCGCGUAAAGCGAUCGAGUGAGAUGAUCAAGGUGAUUGAAGAGUGUUACGUCUGCAUUGAAACUGCUGUGGUCCAAGGAGUUCGCUGGGUUGCUCGCACUUCGCCGACAAAUUGGAGUGUCGAACAUCCACUGUGCGGCAUGGAUCUGAUGAUCAUCCUAUCCUUGUGGCUCUAUCGCCUGGAACAUGACGAAGAGCCAGCAACUCAGGAGGAACUCGCCAUGUAUAACAAAGUUCGACAGCUCUUUGCUAAAGAUCUCGACGAAAGCUACAUGUCGCAAAUGAGCUCAAUUGUGACCCGCCUCUGGGGUUCCAUGCUCGACGAAGUAGUUGUUUGGGGCAUAACUCGUCUAAUGGGCGAAUCCUUCAAACUGCACUCCCAGGCACUGGUCGGCUAUGUCGACGAUCUCGAAGCUUCCUCAAAUGUCUCUACCCCGUCGAUGACCUCGCAGGGGGCAGACGAGGACAGCGUGUAUUAA